UAUCUUGGAUUCUCCAUCAUCUGCAGUUUCCCUUAUCUCUGAUACAAUUCCUCUCCUGCACUGUCCCCUCUUGCUGACCUCUCGCCCUGCUCUGAGGGUGGGCAUUUCCGGUGAUGUACUUCCGGUGUCAUGGCCGCUCAGAGAAAACGGCUCCAAAAUGAGCAGCCGAGUUGGACAGACGAUCUGACCGUCUGUCAACUGUCAGGCAUUGGUUAUGGCACAAACCGUGUCUACCAGGUGGACGGCAGCAGCUCUGAAGGCCACACGUUGGAGGAUGGUUGGCUGCGAUUUCGUGAGGAUGAGUGCUACCUGUACGGGGUCUUCAAUGGAUACGAUGGCAGUCGAGUCUCUAAGUUUGUGACGCAGAGGUUGACAGCAGAGCUGUUACUGGGACAGCUGACUCUCAGUCACAACGAUGCUGACAUCCGCAAGGUGCUAUUGCAGGCCUUUGACGUGGUGGAACGCAGUUUCUUUGAAUCAAUUGAUGACUCUCUGGCAGAAAAGGCCAACUUGCUGUCUCAACUUCCUGAGGGCGUUCCUCACUCCCAGCUUCCACAGCAGUAUCAGAAACUCCUGGAGAAACUGAAUAAAGUUGAACAGGAAAUUGCAGGAGGAACAACUGCCAUUGUGGCCCUCAUUCUCAACAACAAACUCUACAUUGCCAAUAUAGGCACCAGCCGAGCAUUACUGUGUAAAUCUACUGCAGAUGGACAACUUCAGGUGACUCAAGUUAGCGUUGAUCACACAACAGAUAAUGAGGAUGAACUGUUCCGACUCUCGCAGCUCGGUUUGGACACAGCAAAAAUAAAACAGUUUGGGCUGAUUGGAGGUCACGACAGCAGUCGCAGGAUUGGAGAUUACAGAAUGAAAUACUGUUACAAUGAUGUGGAUAUGCUGAGUGCUGCCAAGACGAAGCCAGUCAUUGCAGAGCCCGAGAUACAUGGAGGACAGUCCCUGGAUGGAUUGACAGGCUUUCUGGUCUUGAUGACUGAUGGAUUGUAUAAGGCUCUGGAGGCAGCUCAUGGUCCAGGACAAGCCAAUCAGGAGAUUGCUGCAAUGGUGGCGACAGAGUUUGCCCUGCAGAGUUCAUUGGACGCUGUGGCCCAGGCUGUGGUUGACCGUGUACGACGGAUACAUCGUGACACUUUUGUCAGUAGAGGUGAAAGGUCAAAGUUCUGUGACAAACACGAGGACAUGACCCUCCUGAUACGAAACUUCAACUACCCUCUUGGGGAGAUGAGCCAAUCAUCCAUGAGCCCCGCACAAGGGGGUCGAAUCUAUCCAGUCUCUGUUCCUUACACUAGCACACAGGGAACUCUGGGAAAAACCAGUGUCACACUCUCCCUAGUGAUGCCAUCACAGAGUCAGAUGAUGAAUGGCAACCAUAGCAACUCGACGGGAGAUGAGACGACACCCACACUCACCAACAGUCAAAGUCCAACUGCAACGCUGCAGUCAACCAACACACACACACACAGCAGCAGCUCCAGCUCGGGUGAUGGGCACAGCCACCUGUUUCAUCGUCACCGACUUCCUCAGACUCUGCAACCUGACCAGGAUGGUCGUGUCGAGCCGUAUGUUGACUUCCUGGAGUUCUACCGCCUCUGGACCAUGGACCACUGUGAGCAGACGGUGGCUGGAGGCCAGUAAGAGAGUGCUCAGCACCUGCCUCUGGUCACGGCUAGAGCUGCUGGGAGAGUCUGGGUUGUGCUUCCAGAAAAGCCCACACCCUGAGCUCCCAGUGAUGAGUUGGAGCUUAACGGCAGCUAAAAUUUCCUUGUGAUCUUGUUUCUCAAGGACAUUGUUACGAACCUCUGAGGAAUUCAGAGUUGGAGAAUGAGUAAGUCAAUCCCUUGAUUGCUGACUGACCCCUAAUAAUUGAGAGCUUGCGAGUUCAGUGCCAGUGCUGUACUCAUGGAGAAGAAUCCAUAAUUAUCAAGAUCUUGGAAUGAGAGACUUGGGAGUGAUACUUUCCCACAGACUCUGGGGCUACAGGUGGUACUGUAUGUCAGGGAGCCCUGCCAUCUUGGCAUCUGAGAUUCUUCAGAAGGAUUCUAUGCAUCUUACAUAGCAGCCUUAACCCCUGGCCCAUCUGAGAAGCACCCAGCUUAAUGCGCUGGCCCUCCUGUUCAUUCCAAGUGUCAGCAAGGUAAGCUGCUCUCAGCCCUGAGCCACACUGACUGGCUCCACACUGAGUUUGCCAGGGUCACUGGUUAGGACACUAACAUUGGACUCCGUGCCAUGUGGGCAGAGAGAAAGUGUCAUAUCAAGAUCGGACCAGCUUCAGCCAUGAUUCCCUCCUCAGUCCAAUAGUGUUUCCACCAUCGCCAGAUGGAUGUGAGCUGAAAGAGAUGUUCCCUUUUGUAGACAAGGGAGUAGAGCAGGGUGGGGGGUGUUGAGGGGCGGUGGUGGAAUGGGGAGGAGGGCGCAGGGAGGAUGGAGGUGUGUGACGGCCCUGAAGGGACACUAUUAUGAAAACAUCUAUUCUACCAGAUUGGCCAGAUUUGUGUUGAGGUUUUUCUUGGGAGAGAAUAUACUACCCCAGUCUGUUCUGAAUGACAAAAUUGGCAAGUUGAAAGUCUUCAGUUUUCCUAUAGUGUGUGCAGCUUGGUUGGAUCUGUCUGAAACUCUCUUUCCUGUUAGUUCUGGCUGUUAUUUUGGAAUACCUUCUGCUAUUGUCCAUUGACUUGAAAGGUUUUUCUGUCUCUGACCUUUGCUGAAGUUUUUUUUGCAUUUUCUGAAGUUUCUCCACAUCUGCCCUUUCUUUCUUCUGAGCCAAUGUGGCUUGUGUUUUCUGUUAAUCAAUUCCAUUGACUGAUCCUUUUCCAAUUACUUUUAUUUGAUUUUCUUCUGAGCAUGUAUUUAUGUUGUGUUUUCUGCAUUUAAAGAUGUUCUUUUCCUGUUUAAAAAAAACCUUGUGCGAUUUAUUAGCUUCUGUUUCCUCAUUUUGUUGACUUUUCUUCAUUUAUCAAACUUCCUGUUCUUAGGGUUUCGUCCCUCCUGCUGACCCCUUCAUCAAUUAAACUUCAACGAUCUGUAAAUUAUUUAUAAAUUGUAUCUGUACAUACUCUGCACAGGCGGUCUGUUUGCUAAAUAAACCAGAACGCAAUCUGCGGGAGGACGA
Molecule: messenger RNA, 3124 nt
Organism: Stegostoma tigrinum
Lineage: Eukaryota; Metazoa; Chordata; Chondrichthyes; Orectolobiformes; Stegostomatidae
Gene: tab1
Product: TGF-beta activated kinase 1/MAP3K7 binding protein 1
Exons: 11
Coding region: 130-1650 (506 amino acids)
Biological process (GO): protein dephosphorylation
Cellular component (GO): cytosol
Molecular function (GO): protein serine/threonine phosphatase activity
Source: RefSeq, a predicted model, not a curated record